Molecule: messenger RNA, 954 nt
Organism: Boeremia exigua
Lineage: Eukaryota; Fungi; Ascomycota; Dothideomycetes; Pleosporales; Didymellaceae
Product: hemolysin-III related-domain-containing protein
Exons: 2
Coding region: 1-954 (317 amino acids)
Cellular component (GO): membrane
Molecular function (GO): signaling receptor activity
Source: RefSeq, a predicted model, not a curated record
AUGGAAGCCACAAAAGACACCGCAUCGAACGCUGCAUCGACCGCAGCAGAGCAAGCCAAGCAAGUCGAGCAGAAGCUCGAGCAGAAACUCACCUACCUCUUCCACGAAAUUGCCCCCUGGCAACAAGACAACGCCUACAUAACCUCCGGCUACCGUCCGGCCUCAAACUCCUACGCCAAAUCCUGGAAAUCGCUGCUGUACAUCCACAACGAGACCGUCAACAUCUACACGCACCUUGUUGGCGCUCUAUUGUUCUUCAUUGCAUCCUACUUCAUGUAUAAUGAGCUGCAGCCGCGCUAUGAGACAGCGAGUAAACAAGACCUGUGGGUAUUUGGAUGCUUUUUUGCGGGCGCGGUAGCGUGCUUGGGGAUGAGCGGCACGUAUCAUACGAUUCAAAAUCAUUCGCACGAAGUGGCAAUUUGGGGGAACAAGUUGGAUUAUCUAGGGAUUGUGUUUCUGAUCUGGGGCUCUUUUAUUCCGGUGCUGUAUUAUGCAUUUGAUAAGGAGCCGGGGCUGAUGAAGACGUAUUGGACUAUGAUCACUACGCUUGCAGCUGGAACGUCCGUCGCUUGUGUGCAUCCGCAGUUCCGCACUCCGGCUCUGCGUCCUGUUCGUGCGCUGAUGUUUGUGCUCAUGGGCCUCUCAGCGGUCUUUCCAGUCCUGCACGGCAUCAAACUCUACGGAGUAGAGCACCUCCGUAAGAGUGUUGGACUCGAUUGGGUUGUUCUGCAAGGCGUCUUGUACAUUGCGGGCGCCGGCUUGUAUGCAGCACGAAUCCCGGAGAAGUGGGCUCCUGGACGCUUCGACAUCUGGGGAAGCAGUCAUCAGAUCUUUCAUGUACUGGUGGUGAUGGCUGCUGCAAGUCAUUUAGUGGGUCUGGUGAAGGCUUUUGACUAUGCGCAUAGCCAGAAGGCGAUUAUCAACGACGCGGUGAACAUUAUCGGCAAGCUCUGA